AAAUACAGAACCUGAGUCCCCUCUCUGGCUUCGAUUGCAAAAUCGUUAGCUCCACCCACAGCUUUUCACUUCGGUCGCUCCCCCUUAUCUCCUCUUUUAUAUGGCCACCGUCGCGGCAACUCCGGCCACCGUCGCCAGACCUCCGUCGCGGCCGGCCUCCGUUUCGUUGGUGUCCUCGACGAGAGCCCGCGUCUCGUUCAGAAGACGUAGCUUCAGGCCGGCACGCGUCGCCUGUGUUACUUCCUCCGGCAUUUCUCCUCUCCGGUUCGCCAGUUUCGUGCCCUUCGCCGCCGCCGCCGCUGGCGAUGCAGAAGCCACCGAAACCGAGGAGGAGGUGUUAGAACCACAGGUCGAGGAUGAUGCUGAUGGUGCUGUUGUCUCAGAAGAUGGUGCUGCCGCUGAUGAAGUUACUGAUACUGAAGAAAAAGCUGCUUCAGCUGUUUUAAUAUCACUUAAAUCCUAUAAAGAAGCUCUAGCAAGUAAUGAUGAAUCAAAGGUUGCUGAAAUUGAAGCUUUCUUAAAAUCCAUUGAGGAUGAGAAAACCACUCUUGAAAGUAAGGUGGCAUGCUUGUCUGCUGAAUUGUCUGUAGAGCGGGACCGCAUUCUCAGGAUUAGUGCAGACUUUGAAAAUUUUAGAAGGAGGACUGAUCGAGAACGUCUUUCCCUGGUAACAAAUGCCCAAGGAGAAGUAGUAGAGAAUCUGUUGCCUGUCUUGGAUAACUUUGAGAGAGCUAAAGCACAGAUUAAAGUGGAGACCGAGGGAGAAGAGAAGAUAAACAAUAGCUAUCAGAGCAUAUAUAAGCAGUUCGUAGAAAUUCUCGACUCAGUUGGUGUUGUUCCUGUGGAGACAGUUGGGAUUCCUUUUGAUCCACUACUGCAUGAGGCUAUUAUGCGGGAGGAGUCUACAGAAUACGAAGAAGGCAUCAUCCUUCAAGAAUUUCGCAAGGGGUUUAAACUCAGUGAAAGACUAUUGCGUCCGUCAAUGGUGAAGGUAUCAGCUGGUCCAGGGCCUGCAAAGCCGGAAGCAACGCCGGCUUCUGAAGAAGAAUCAAAUGACGCGAAAGAAGUCCCUGUGGAAAGCAGUGCAGAAACAGAGUCUGGCUAAGUGUGGACAGAUAUAUUUUGUCUUCAAUUUUGACAUGGAGCAGCAAUUGCGAUUGUUUGCUGAGCUUCAACUGUAGGAAUAGCUUUAUGGAAUGCCAACAUCUGAGUACAAGUGCUGUUGUUGUUUCUUGGUUGUACUUUUAGUGGAGGAGCUAUUCUGGUACCAAGUAAUGGAAUUCGCCGAGAAGCAGUUUUCUUAUGCAUGCAAUUAUGAAUUCUUUUUGGUCAGAUCUUCUGUAACAUGACCAUGUAUAAGUUGUUUAGAGAAGGUAAACUCCUUUAUCACAAUUUUCCGUUUGU
This is a messenger RNA of Rhodamnia argentea, 1404 nucleotides long. Its product is annotated as protein GrpE. The coding region runs from base 101 to 1105 and encodes 334 amino acids. Gene Ontology annotation, cellular component: chloroplast. The transcript is spliced from 3 exons. Lineage: Eukaryota; Viridiplantae; Streptophyta; Magnoliopsida; Myrtales; Myrtaceae. The record is from RefSeq and is a predicted model, not a curated record. Gene Ontology annotation, biological process: protein folding. Gene Ontology annotation, molecular function: adenyl-nucleotide exchange factor activity; protein-folding chaperone binding; protein homodimerization activity.